GGGAGUUAUUAGGACACAUCACAACACCAAAGUGGAAGUCUCUGAGUUUACAUGGCCGACAGUAAGAAAUAUCAAGCUUCUUCGUUGUCGUCGUCUUCAUCGGAUCAUCUGUUUGUUGGAAGAGUCUCUUCUUCGAGCUUGCUCGACACAGUCUAUCCUCCCCCACCUUCGGUAGGAGCAAGAAAGGGGAACCCUGCAACUGAAGUUGACAGCAGCAAAUCCCAAUCCAAUGAACAAAAGGCGAAGGAGUUUUCGUACAAGAAUGGCGAGGGUCAUUACAGGAUGAGUCCUAACGAAUCUUGCAACUUCAGCUCGUCCAUGAUGUUCUACGGAGGCCAGAGGCAUUACACUCCGAUCAUCCACGACCACGCCGACUCUCCUGUCUCCUAUCUUCGAUCCACUCAAGCUUCCAGGCGAGACGACAUCAAUGAUCCGGAGGGGACUGAAAAUGGCGCAGCUUCAAGAGGAAACUGGUGGCAAGGCUCAUUAUACUACUAGGUGGCUGACAAUUUUUCCGUUUUCGUUUUCGUUUUCUUUUCAUCAUCCAAAUCCAAAAUAAAGUCUCGGGUUCGAAAGAACCGAGUUUUUAUAGAUUCCUAGUUUUUUUUAUAAGCAAUGUUUCGGCAUAAAACUCGGGUUUUAUACCUUUUGUAAACUAUAUGCAAGAAGCCACUGGUAAAGGAGAGCGGUUUUGGGAUAUA
This is a messenger RNA of Tarenaya hassleriana, 701 nucleotides long. RefSeq lists its product as uncharacterized. The coding region runs from base 52 to 498 and encodes 148 amino acids. The transcript is spliced from 4 exons. The record is from RefSeq and is a predicted model, not a curated record. Lineage: Eukaryota; Viridiplantae; Streptophyta; Magnoliopsida; Brassicales; Cleomaceae.